Molecule: messenger RNA, 837 nt
Organism: Cyphellophora attinorum
Lineage: Eukaryota; Fungi; Ascomycota; Eurotiomycetes; Chaetothyriales; Cyphellophoraceae
Product: 3-oxoacyl-[acyl-carrier-protein] FabG
Exons: 4
Coding region: 1-837 (278 amino acids)
Molecular function (GO): oxidoreductase activity, acting on the CH-OH group of donors, NAD or NADP as acceptor
Source: RefSeq, a predicted model, not a curated record
AUGGCAUCGCUGCUAAAAGGUGUAGGAUUCGUGACUGGAGCUGCAGCAGGUGUGUUGACUUGCUAUCCCGCCCGAACGAGUGCAGAAGACCCGGAACCUUCAUUAACCCAAAGUGUAGGAAUUGGCAAAGCAACAGCACAGUCGUUUGUCCGCCACGGCGUACGCCGCUUGGCCAUUGGGGAUAUCAAUCUUCCCGCUCUAAAGGAGACAGCGUCGGACCUUAAAUUGCAAUAUCCCGACCUCGAGGUUGUGCCGCUGGAGCUCGACACGUCGUCGGAGUCGCUGGUGGACAAGUCUAUCGCCGACACGGUCAAGCAUUUCGGACGCAUUGACUAUGCUGUCAACAACGCUGGUAUAGCGGGCAAGGCGUGGCGUAGCGCCGACUCGGAUCUCGAGGGGUGGAACAAGACUGUGGACGUUAACCUUACUGGUGUGUGGCUCUGUUCGAGAGCACAGAUCAGGGCCAUGCUAAAGCAAAAUCCACUCGAGGCGAGCCCAAGAUUCAACAGAGGAGUGAUCAUCAAUGUCGCCUCCAUGUACGGCAUCAUUGGGACACCAUUGGAGGUUGGCGCCGUGGUCUACACAGCGACUAAGCACGGAGUGGUGGGAAUGACGAAGGCGGACGCUAUUGCAUAUGCUGGGGAGAACAUCAGGAUCAACGCAAUAUGUCCUGGGUAUGUUGCGACGCCUCUUCUCAAGAGCGCAGCAGCGGAAGCAUGGCAGCGGCUGGCGGAGAUGGACGAGAUUGGCGACAGCAUUACUUACAUGGCUAGCCCGCUGUCGUCUUUCAUGUACGGAUCGGCUAUGGUCGUUGAUGGUGGCUACACAAUACAGUGA